UAAAGAAUUCCAUAACCAUGCUAAUAGCCCUUAGGCACAGCUUGCAGUUCACCUAUCCAGGUGGCACACUGUAUUUUUGCCUUGUUUAUGUUAAUGUAGUGUUCCAGUAACUUAGAAUAUUUCUUCUAAAACCUGCCUGGACUGAAGUUCUCAAUCGUCAAGUUCUCAUAAAGUUUCUGCACUGGGCUCAUUACGCUGGACAUAAUUACUUUUGAUAUGUUUUGUAUGUGCAGCCAGAUCUGAAAGCGAAUGGGGAUUGAAUUGCUUUGCCUUUUUUUCCUAUUCCUGCAAAGAAUUAACUAUGUACAAGGGAAUUGUAAUCCAGGGAGUGCAGUGAAUUGUAAAGAGUGUUUGCUUUCUGGACCGCAUUGUGGAUGGUGCUUUCAAGAGAAUUUUACUGAUCCAUCUGAAAUUCUUAGAAGGUGUGGCACUCCUGAAGAGCUUAUUUCGAAAGGAUGCCAACUGAAUUUCAUUGAAUUUCCUACUUCUGAAGUGGUAAUUCACAAAAACAAGCCUCUUAGUGAAGGGCCGCAGGAAAACAACUCAGAUGUUACACAGAUUUCUCCUCAAAAGCUAACUAUCCUACUGCGGCCAGGAAAUGAAGAAACAAUACAAAUCAAUGUUCGUCAGACUGAAGAUUAUCCAGUUGACCUCUACUACCUCAUGGAUCUUUCAGCUUCCAUGCAUGAUGAUCUGAAAACCAUUAAGGAACUGGGUUCUACCUUGUCAAAAGAAAUGUCUAAACUGACAAGUAACUUUCAGCUGGGUUUUGGGUCUUUUGUAGAAAAACCAGUUUCACCAUUCAUUAACACCGUGCCAGAAGAAAUCAAGAAUCCUUGCCAAAGUGUCCCACAUGACUGCUCUCCAACAUUUGGAUACAAGCACAUUCUGUCAUUGACAAAUGAUGCCGAAAGGUUCAAUGAAAUUGUGAAAGAACAGAAAAUCAGUGCUAAUAUAGAUACUCCAGAGGGAGGAUUUGACGCAAUUAUGCAGGCAGCUGUGUGUAAGGAAAAAAUUGGGUGGAGGAACGACUCAUUACAUCUGUUGGUCUUUGUGAGUGAUGCCGAUUCCCAUUUCGGGAUGGAUAGCAAACUGGCAGGAAUUGUAAUUCCAAAUGAUGGGAAAUGCCACUUGGAUCAUAAUAAUGAGUAUUCCAUGUCAACUGUUUUGGAAUAUCCAAGUUUGGGACAAUUAAUAGACAAAAUUGUGCAAAACAACAUUUUAUUAAUUUUUGCAGUGACAAAGGAACAGGUUCCUUUGUAUAAGAACUAUGCUAAUCUUAUUCCUGGGGCUACUGUUGGAAAACUCCAGAUGGAUUCUGGAAAUGUUCUCCAGUUGAUCAUUGAUGCAUAUAAGGCACUCCGGUCAGAAAUUGAGCUGGAGGUGUUGGGAGACACGGAUGGAGUAAACCUAGCUUUCACUGCCAUUUGUAACAACAGCACUGCUUUUCCACACCAAAAGAAAUGCUCUCACAUUCAAGUGGGAGAGGUGGUCAGUUUCAAUGUGACUUUAAGCCUAUCUGCUUGUGGGAAAAGUCCAAAGAACAUCAUAAUAAAGCCGGUGGGCUUGAAUGAAGCUCUGGAAAUUGAGAUCCAGUCAGAAUGCAGCUGUAAUUGUCAGAAGGAAGCUGAAAUGAACAGCUUCAAGUGCAAUGGCGGACAUGGUUAUUUUGAAUGUGGGGUGUGCAACUGCAACCCAGGCUACAUGGGUCCUCGCUGUGAAUGUGGUGAAAAAGACUCAUUGAGUACAGGUUCCUGCAAAAGUUCUCCAGAGGAGACCGCUUGUAGUGGAAGAGGUGACUGCUUUUGUGGACAGUGCAUUUGCCACCCAUCAGCAUAUGGACAUAUUUAUGGGUCAUUUUGUGAAUGUGACAGUUUCUCUUGUGGGAGAUUUAGAGGACUACUAUGUGCAGGCAACGGCAACUGUGACUGUGGUCAGUGUAGAUGCCACAGUGGUUGGACGGGUGAAUACUGUAACUGCACCACUGACACCAAUAGCUGUGUUUCUGCUGACGGCACAAUCUGCAGUGGGAGAGGUGAAUGCAUGUGUGGAAAAUGUGUGUGCACAAAUCCCGGGGUUUCAGGAACAACGUGUGAAAAAUACUCACCCUAUGCUGACCCUUGCACUUCUAAACGGAGCUGCGUAGAAUGCUAUUUAGCUUCUAAUGAUCAGUCUCAGGAAGAGUGUGCUGAGAAAUGUAAAUUGGUUGAUGCGACUGUCAGUAGUGGAGAAGAUAUCAUGGAAGAUAAAUUUGUUCCUUGUUUGUUACUUGGAGAAAAUGAAUGUGCUAUCACAUUUCAAAUGGCAGCUGAUGAACAGGGAAAAACAACCAUUCGUAGCAUAAAUCAAAAAGCCUGUCCACAACCUCCAAAUAUUACAAUGAUUGUGUUGGGUCUUUCUAUUGCUAUCUCCCUCACUGGAGUUGUCUUGCUUUGCAUAUGGAAACUGUUUGUUUCAUUUCAUGACCGCAAAGAAGUUGCUAAUUUUGAAGCAGAGAGAUCGAAGGCCAAAUGGCAAACAGGAAUAAACCCAUUGUACAGAGGCUCAACAACAACAUUUAAAAAUGUAACAUACCGGCAAAAGGAAAGACAACCUGGAUCUGCUGCGGAUAUAUUUUAGCACCCUGAAUGAUUUUUUUGGAGUGGGAGGGGAAUAGUUUGAAAAAAAUGUUACAUUUACUAAAUUUAUUCAAAAUUUAUUAUUAAUAUGCUGUAGCGGUACAAUAGUUUAGGAUGACAGGAUGACAGAAUAUGUGCUUUUCAUGGUUGGAAGACCCAUAGUCAUAGCUUAAUUUGAUCUAUGAGAACUCAUUUUCUGUGUCAGAAUUCAGUACUGGAUGUGAAGUAACCAAAAUGCUGGAGAGGUUGCGGUUCCACAGCCACAGGCACAUGUGGGAAUGUCCCAAAAUCCAACCUUUCUGGACAACAGUCCUACAGGAAAUAAGCAAAGUCACCCAAGAACUGGGCCUACUAAACCAAGAUAAUAAUGCCCAUGCACACUAUAAACCCACCUACUCUCAGCAGCCAGAAACAACAUAGCCAGACGCUGGAGAGACCUGUCAAGAGUAAACAAGUGUCACUGCCUGAAACCAAACCUCUCUUAGGAUGCACUAUGUUCUGAGAUGGCAGAAAUUGUGCAUAUGAGAACUUCCCCACUCACCUCAACAAAGGUGGCAGCUAUGUGCAUUCCUUUGCAAAUCACCUCAGAAAGCAGGUCAUUAUAAAAAAUACAUGUAAGCCAUCUCAAUAAAAUGCUGCAUGUUCAUUAAUCGUUGUAUUUGUGUCCAAAUGACAAAACAGAAUGUAGCUUUACUCAUAAGCAGUAAUAGUCAUGGAAGAUGUUAGUUGCCACUUUUUUGAGGCAUGAUUUCUAUGCUGUUAAUAGCCACAUGACAUAAACUCAAGAUAUUAACACUACUGCUUUCAAAACCUGUUGAAUUUCUUUCUCUGGUGUGGUAGUUAAAGCCCUGACAUGGUGAAAGAUUCCAGUACUAAAAGUAAUCAGACUUAGGAAAGGUUUCUGUGUUUGGCUAAUAAAAUUCCCCACAACUAAGACUGCAAUUUUAAAUAGACUUACAGUGCAAUCCUAUAUAUAGAGUAGAGACUCAGAAGGAAGCCUCACUUACUGUAUAUAAAUAUGUAUAGGAUUGCCCUGCUACUAGGAUGUAAAUCCUGUUGCGCAAAAUAGAACUUACAUUUGCUUUAAAAUGUUGUUUUGUAUAUGUACUGUAUAUUCCUGCGUAUAAGACUACUUUUUAACCCAGGAAAAUCUUCUCAAAAGUCGGGGGUCGUCUUAUACGCCAGGUCGAAUUUCUUAUACAGCGAGUAUAUCCCAAACUCUAGAUUUUAACUGGAAAAGUUGGUGGUCGUCCUAUAUGCCCAGUCGUCUUAUACGCCGGAAUACAGUAGUACCUCGUCUUACGAACAACUCGACAACCGAAUUUUUCGGAUGUCUUGACAUCCAAAAAAAAAUUGUGGUGGUUUUAGAUAGGGAUUUUUCAACUUACGAAUUUUUUGAUAGGGUUGCUUCGACUUACGGAUUUUUCCGUUUUCAAUGCAUUCUUUUGGGAAAUCGCGUUUCCAAUGGUGUUUGUCGACUUACUGUAUGAAUUUUUCGAUUUACGAAGGUGCCUUCAGAACAGAUUAAAUUCGUAAAUUGAGGCACCACUGUAUACGGUAGUUAUACAAACAAAAAAUAAAAAGAAGUCUAUUUGCAGACUAUUUGCCUCUUGCGUUUUAGAAGGUAAGACAAAAGAUGGAGGGUUUAGCUGGCUUGUAAGCGGGUUUUGUUUUUUUGUUUUGUUUUUUACCAUGAAGGGGUAUUUGAUUUUUUUUCUCCAAAAGCAAACUUUCACUAUGUUAUUCAUAGUAUGAAUGUUCUUGGUGAAGACACUGGAAAUGUCUGAACAGUUAUGUUUCCUGAAAUAGUUUUGACCCAAGGCUGGACCUUAAAUGAGGCCAAAACGUUACCAGUAAACAUACUACAUUUUACUCAUUGGAGUCCCUUGGGCAUUUUGUUAUGAGGUUUUUUUAUAUGUAAAUAUUGUGUGAAAGGCAUGCAUUAAAUAAAAAAAUGUAAAACCUGACAUUGUAAUUACAGUAGUUUUUCUUUUCUUUUUAAAAUGUUAAUAUGUAAGCAGAAUUGUUCUAAUCAAGCACUUUUGCACAGAUUUUCAGAUUCUAUAACAAGUCAAAUAUCCUGGGCAUGGUAAUGACCCAUAAAGAUUAUAAUCUGUGUGUGCCAUGUGUCACAACAUUUGGUAUGGAUUCCUGCUGUUUUGUAAGUAGCUCGGGUGGGUGGGUGUCACAAUUUCACAAUGUUUAUCUCAGGGCCACCACACAUCACACUGACUUUCAAGAAAGGGCUUUGGAUCCCUAUGCAGUAUCAUAUAUAUUUAAUUACAUGUGUGUAUUGCCACCAUCACUUGAAUUAACAUGCCCACCUGGAUUUUCCUGAAGCAUGGGAAAGCAUAACAUAAUUCCCACAACACAUAAUAUAAGGGAUUCUUCACCAUAGGAUGUGGUGAUGGCCAAUGGUCUAAAAGGAUGAGGCUUAGACAGAUUCACAGAGGGCAAGUCUGUCAGUGGCAUUUAGGCAUGAACUCACCACAGAACAUCUGAAUUAAGCUAGUUUAUGGACCACAGUUUCGGAAUCUCAGACUUAAUCAGAUAUAAAUCAAAAUGACUUGUGUCACCUCUACAGAAGAGUGGGCAUGAACCCAUACACUCUGCAAUGUAAAUGCUGAAGGUGCCUAAUGCUGAGCCUUGUCAUGGGCCAAGCAGGUCUGCAUUAUUCUUUUCCAUCGAAUGUGGAUUAAAAGAUUGCACAAAUCAGGAUUUCAGGCAUAAAGUUCUCUGCAAGGGACAGCCAUAUUACAUGACCAUUCUGGAUGCAUCUUCUGGCAUCCCAUCACACAUAGAAUAUCACAACUCGGGCUAUCUGGUUCAGACCAGAUAUUUUUGCCACAUAAGCAUAAUAUUACAAAGUUUAUAUGAUAUACCGGUACUAAUUACCCCUCUACUCCCUUUCAAGUAAAGUCACUCCAUCUUAUUUGCAGGUGCAAGUUUAUUAAACAUUUUGUGAAGAGGGAAGAUUGCAUUGUUUUACAAUGCUUAGAUUGCCAAUUCUGGAAGUUUUCAAAUUGCUUUAAAGAGUUCAAUUAUCCCCAGCAAUCCCCAUAGACCUCCAUUUGCUUUCCUACAGUGCUUUUGCUUUGCU
Zootoca vivipara (common lizard) is the source of this 5718-nucleotide messenger RNA. It is a transcript of the gene ITGB6, whose product is annotated as integrin subunit beta 6. The record is from RefSeq and is a predicted model, not a curated record. Gene Ontology annotation, molecular function: integrin binding. NCBI's taxonomy places the organism in Eukaryota, Metazoa, Chordata, Lepidosauria, Squamata, Lacertidae. Gene Ontology annotation, cellular component: cell surface; integrin alphav-beta6 complex; focal adhesion. Gene Ontology annotation, biological process: cell-matrix adhesion; cell adhesion mediated by integrin; integrin-mediated signaling pathway.